This is a messenger RNA of Bicyclus anynana (squinting bush brown), 11194 nucleotides long. It is a transcript of the gene bark, whose product is annotated as protein bark beetle. The record is from RefSeq and is a predicted model, not a curated record. The transcript is spliced from 15 exons. NCBI's taxonomy places the organism in Eukaryota, Metazoa, Arthropoda, Insecta, Lepidoptera, Nymphalidae. Bases 374 to 9403 code for a protein of 3009 amino acids. Gene Ontology annotation, cellular component: membrane.
CAGCUACAACAUGUGAGGUAGGCGAGAGGUAGGGAGGAGGGAACUACGAAACCGGCCCAACUACUCUGUUCAACGGUCGCGCGGUGGCGCGUGUUUUCGUUUAUUUUCCGAGUAACUAAACGGCCCCACCUUUGUUCAAUUGUUUUGGUACGAUUUUAUCAAACAAACUAUUUCUUAUAUAUUAAACUAAAGAAAAAGUUGAUUUUACUUAAGUUAAUAUUUGCGUUUUUUUAUGAAACCCAUCAUGACUGAAUUAAGGAGACUGCAUAGUUGCAUACCUGUUCAGUGUUUGCCGAGGUGUGUUAAAUGUUAAAGCUCGAAAAUACAGCAGUUAGUAUGAAAUCAGAUUAGCUAUUAUAUUUUAGAUUUAAGAAUGUAUUCCAACGAAAUGGGUGUGCAAAAGAGACAUAGCCAGUUUAGUGACACAAAAUAUAAGUGGCGGACUGUGUUUACAGUGUUUUUGUGCUUUGUGUGGUGUAACGGGCAGGAGAUACGGUUGGGAGAGACGGAUCCAUAUUUGUUGAACAAGUCUUUAGGGCUAACAGAGUUGCCGGGUGGUGUACUAGCAGGCGGAAGGACCAUUUGGAAGGCUGAGGGCAGCCCAUAUCUUCUUCGUGAUGAUCUCCUGGUAGAAAGAGACGCUGAAUUAGUGAUAGAACCAGGAGUUGAAGUGAAAUUUGCACCGAUGAUUGGCAUAACCGUACGAGGACAAUUGGUUGCUAUAGGUGAGCCUGGCAGAAACAUAACAUUUACAAGCACAGAAGAGCCACAGAAGCAACCGAGACCAUUCCCUGACAUUCGACUCGUCGAUGGACCAUCUAUACUGGCAGGAAGAGUUCAACUCUUGCACAGAGGACAAUGGAGAUCUGUCUGCACAAAUUCAAGAAAUUGGACCAUCAACGACAUGGAAACGGCGUGCAGGCAAUUAGGCUUCAUGGGCGGAACGUUUUACAAUUGGAUGGACCGGCAGCCAGGUCGACGUGCUCGGCUCUUAUUCGAGGAACCCAACUGUAAAGGCACAGAGUACGACCUCUUUCAAUGCGACUGGAAUUCAAGACAACUAGGAUCUGGCGUUUGUGACUUUCACCCUGAUCUCGGGAUCCAGUGCUUGCCACAUCACGACGACAACGAGUUGGGACAUUCAGGAAUACACUGGAGAGGCAUACGCUUUGAAAAUGCAGUAUUUGAAAGAAUUCUUACUGCCUCAAACACACUUUACGUGCCGACUUCUAUGUCUAGAUUAGUGCACGUGGCUAUAAGGAAUGCGGGAAUGGGGAGAGAUAAUAACGCAACAAGUGCUCUAGACGUAAUAGGCGUACCACCUCUGAUGGAGGACAUUGAGAUAUCAAACUCCGCAUUCAAUGCCAUAAACGUUACCGCACCUAACGCUCCUAUUAUGAUCAACAACUGCACAAUACAAAACAAUAGAGGCUACGGUGUAUAUGUUAAUUCCACUUACGGCAUGACCAAGAUUGAAAAUUGCCUUAUACACGACAACGGUGGUGAUGGGAUCAAAUACGUAGUACACGAGAUGAAUUUAGAUGAGAAGUUUGAUCGUAGCGAAAUAUUCGACUUAUGUACGCUCGCAUCUACACCCAGCCAAACUUUUCCAAUACAAAUGUCUAUCGAGCAAUCUAGAUAUUCAAAUGCAGAGAGAGAUUGCAACCAAAAAUUUUACACCCGUUCUGAUCAUGUUCUUACUCUAAGUUUCUUAAAGAUUGUAACCAAUAAAAAUGAUACUGGGCAAAUUUUUGUUUACGAUGGAUUAACAACGAAUGACAAGCUACUGCUAACUUUUAGUAUAAGGAAUAAUACACGACCCCAGAGUGUUACAUCGACGAGAAGCCGUAUGCACGUAAGAUUCCAUGCUAACACUAGAACUGAUAUUGUUGGCUUUCUAAGAUUAACGUCCGGAAUCAGUAAAACCUAUGAUUUAAACGUGACAGAUACAAUAAUAUCAGACAACAAUGGCAGAGGUGUUGUUAUUGAAAAUCUUCGAUCCCAAAUACAUAUUCAUCGUACAUCAAUAUCAAACAAUAACCAUGUCGCCGGCCUCCAAGUAGUUAGUGGUGCGGGAGAUGUUAACGUCACUGAAAGUAGAAUAUCAUUUAAUCAGGCCGACGGAGUAAAUAUUACUGUAACAGGUGGUAAUAGAAAUAUCUCACGAAGUAUAAUCAGCUCAAAUCAAGGAUAUGGUAUUGCUGUUUGGAUAAACAACACACAAGAAACGGAAUACGUGCCAUUAAAUCAAACAACAGUAGUUGAAUAUUCUGAAAUAUUUAAGAACCUUGAAGUAGGUAUUUUGCACGGAAACUAUUGUAGAGAGAGUUGGGUAAAUGUUACUGGGAAUUGGUUCAAUGCAAGUAUAGAAAGCACCAUAGAUAUCUCUACUUGCUGGAAAUAUAAUGAUCCUAUAAAACUACUCAAUUUACAGAUAGGGCAUAACAGAUUCUAUCAAAAUCAACGAGUGCCGAUAAGAAUUCAACCUGCCCUUAACGUAAUUGGUAGAAUAGAGCACAAUUAUUUUGAACAAGGGGAAUACGGUGCUAUUGCUAUUUUAAAUAGAUUAAAUGGAAUAUAUCUUGAAGAAUUUGAAAUACUACCAGCAAGAUUUCAUAUACAGCAUAAUUAUUUUUAUGGUAACAAAGGACCUUUUGUAGUGAAUCUUGGCUUGUCACCUUACAGUGAUAUUCAAUACAUAUUGUUUUCUAGAAAUUUUCUACGUGAAAACAAAAUUAGGGAAGCUUUUGAACCUAUAGAAGGCUUGUCAUCUAGACUUAUACCCAGAAGCAGGGUUGCAGCGACUAUAGUAUUAGCUUCAAGUAAUAUAGAUGUUUAUAGAAAUAUAAUAAAUAACCCAGAAGCACAAUACGAAAUAGGCUCUCAUGUAGAAGAUCAAAGCAAAAUUCUCAACUGUACUUACAACUGGCUGGGUUAUGCUGAAGAAGAAAAAGUUUAUAAUAGAUUAUUUCAUAGAAAAGACAGAUAUAAUUUAGCUAAAAUAAUUUUUAUGCCGUAUCUACUUCAUAAUAGUAAUCCUGGUGCAACACAAAUAAAUUACAAUUCACUUUAUGUGCCUCAGUUUAACAUGCCAGGUUCUGCCGUUGUGGGAGGAGAAGUGGAAGGAAUAGAAAUAAUCAGACAAGGAGAAUACGACGUAGACAAGGAUAUAAAUAUCCGUCCAGGUGGAAGGCUAAUUUUACAACCUGGGGUCACAUUAAAGUUUCCGCCUUCUAUAGGAAUUAUGGUUGCUGGUAAAAUAGAAGCAAGAGGGAAAAGACCUAAUGAUAUUGCCUUCACGUUAAAGGAAGAAUUCACAAUGACAAACGACAGCAUUUAUGAAAUUGAUCCGGAAAUAGAACCCACCACACCAGGCUAUCAGGAACCGAUUGUGCCAAUACGACUUUUGGGUGGCAGAACACCGCAUGAAGGAAGGCUGCAAGUUCGUAUUGAUGGUAAAUGGGGAACAGUUUGUAAUUAUGGGUGGAAUAUAAUAAAUGCUGCCUUAAUAUGCAAUCAAGUUGGAUUAGCAUUAAAUCCAAAUGAUUGGUUUUUAGAACCUAAUGAAAUACCAAGUGCUGGUAUGACAGAAGAUAUUAUUUUGUCAAAUGUGGAUUGUACAGAAUUUGAUAACGACAUAUCCAAAUGCAGAGCUGAAACAACUGAUAGCUUUGAAAAUUCUUGUACUCAUGAUAAUGAUGUUGGUGUAAGAUGCUACGAGACUAGUUGGGCAGGAGUGAGAUUUAGUGUGAUUUCUGAAAGAGCAGAUUUACAAUACGUAAGUAUUGAAAAGGCAGGUCUCUUGGAUUAUUCAUCAAAUUCCUUUAAACCUGCCCUUCAAAUAGAUUUUGCGCGCCACAGUCUAGAAAGUGUUAAAGUGGCCAAUAAUUACCAUGAUGGACUUGGAAUUCUAUAUUCUGAUUUAUAUGGUGUUGAUGCUAUUAAUACAGUACGUAAUUCUGAGUUCAGUAACAACAAAGGCAGCGGCAUAAGUUUCAAACAACUGGGUUUAAAAGUAUAUAGCUCUAUAAUAGAAAAUAACAACGUAGCAGGUAUAUCCCACAAUCCACAUAUAACAGGGCCCCAGCAACGGGAACUAGCAGGUUGGUUCAAUUUUGACCCUGGCUUUAACGUGGAUGAAACAAAUUAUCGACCAAUUAUGAUACCUGAAUAUGAGACAGACAUUUCAUUAGUAAAUGGAGAAACAAGGCAUCUAGUAUUUACUAAGCACAGUGGGGAAAAUAUUGCAAAGACUUAUAAUAUUAAAUGCAAUCCUGGGUUUGUUCUUGGACUUCAACUUUUAAAUCCAAUACACAAUUUCUCUACUGAAAGUAUAUGCAUAUACGAUUCUCAAAACAUAAAUGAAGCGAGCACUGUAUGGUGCCUAAAUCGUGAUUUAUCUACAUUUCCGACUGCUAGUAUCACUUUUGGAGUCGUGUUAAAGUAUGAAAGUGGUCUAAGAGCUUUAGGAAAUGUAGUGCUAGUAAUAACUGCAAUAGAAGCACCUGUGCAAAAUAUUCGGAACAGAAUCGUUAGUGGUCCCAUACCAACUCUUCAAGUCGUUAAUACAAAAAUAAAAGGUAAUACCAAAGGAAUUAAAGCUUUAUAUUAUAACCGAUUUUUAAAUGAAAUUGGUGAUCAUUUCUUACGAAAAGCCAAUGAAACUAUGAAAAUAAUCAGUUGCGAAAUUGCACAUAAUAUAGAAGAAGCAAUUUAUAUCAAUACACCAUAUUGGGAUAUUCAUGAAAGCAAUAUAACAGAAAUAACUUUAAUGAUUAAUAGCAGUUUGAUCACAGAUAAUGGAAAAGGUAUACACCAUUUUGCCAGGGACCUAAGAAGCUCUAAUAACUUAUACCAUUAUGUAAUGCAAGAUAACACUUUUGAAAGGAACAAGUAUGGAGGCUUUGAUAUAAGUUUACCAUAUGUAUGGCAAUAUAAUGAGAAUUUUACCCAUUCAGUUUACAUGCGUAAUAACACAUGGCGUAGUAAUAAUAAGUUUGGGUUUGUUAUAGAUGGACAUUUUGCUUUAGUUAACAUAACCAAAAAUAUUUUCACUGAUAAUAAUUGCAAGACUGGACUUAUUUCUAUUCGAGGAAUGGAAAAGAAAAUGAAAAUAGAUGGAAAUUUGAUUGAAAGAAACAAUGGUCAAUACAUGGUGCAGUUUUUUAUGGAUAGCCAAAGUGAAAUAAUGGGUUUCGUUUACGCGGUAUGUGUGUACAAUCAAGUACAAAAUAAUAAACAUAUCACAUUAGCAAAUCGUGGUGCUUUAAUAAGGAGUGUUGAGCCUACGUAUGUCAUAGGGUUUAAAGGUAUUCAGAAAGUUAAAGUAACCAGAAACCUCUUUGGAAGUAAUGCUUUAGAAUACACCUUAGUAGCUGGAAUUAAAACAGCUAAAAUUGAUAAUCUGCUUGAUGUCGUGGAGAAUUGGUGGGGCAGUGCUGACGAAAGGGAAAUAAGGAAUCAAAUAUUCGAUUUUGACGAUUGGAAUAACCACGCUGUUGCAACAUAUUUACCAUAUUUACUAGAAGAUAAUUUUGAUUCUAGCGUGUCCGCAACGUUUAGCCCUGAAAAUGUAAUAAAUCUUGAUGAACUCGGCGGACGGUUGACAUCAGAUUUAACAUUAGACGCGCGUAUUACACCUUACAUCAUUAAAGCUGAUAUUACUGUAAUGCCUGAUGUUACACUUACAAUUAAUCCUGGAGUAGUAAUGGAAUUCGCCCCAAAUGUUGGUUUACUUGUGAUGGGUACUCUUCGCGCUAUUGGCCAUAGUCAACUACCAAUUUUUAUGAAAUCAAAGUCAGUAAUGUCUAAUGCAGAAGCCAGUAGAAUCGAUAAAAGGGACACGAGUCAGUAUUCGUCAGAACACCAUAAACAUAGACGACAGCUAGAAACAUUAAUUGUCCAAGAUUCAAUUAGAUUAUGUACUGGAAGAAAUUGUUCUGUUAGCAAUGAAAAUAUGGAGAGAAAAAAUGAAGGCUUCUUGGAAUAUUAUAACAGGACAACAUUACAGUGGGUACCAAUGUGCGACAGUCGAUUUACUGAAAGAAAUGCACAGGUAGUCUGCCGAGAGUUAGGCUUUGAUCCAAUUAACGUAUUUUUCGCAUUCGAUAGACGAGUAGAAUAUCAUAGUAAUUCUCUCUCUCGCAUAUGGUCUUGGCCCGAGCCCUUACAAUGUAUUGGCACAGAGGAUCGUUAUGAAGAUUGUCCUAUUCGACUUAAUGGUCAACUAUACGGCCAUCGACAUGAAUGUAAAUGGGAUUCAGAUUUUGUUUUCAUCCACUGUGGUUCAAGAAAUCUAGAUGAAAAUCUUGAUUAUUGGGGUGGAGUACGAUUUACUAAUCCAGAGUUCGAAUAUUCUCUCUUCGAGCAUAGAAUUCAUGAUCAUCAUACACAUGACACUUUAAAAAAAGUUGAAAGUCAAUUGAAGCACGUGCAAAUAGUUGGAGCAGGUAUUUUGCAUAAUGAAAAAUCACCUGCUAUUCAAAGUAUAAUAAAAAAUCCAAGCAUUGAAAAUGUUAACAUAAGCAAAUGCGCACACCAUGGUAUAAAUUUGAUUUCACCUACCGAUACAAUAAGUGUAUCGUUUAAUUCUAUAAGUGAUAUACUAGGAGAAGGAAUCAGUGCUAUAUCUUUAAAUGGUGAAGGUAGAGAAUCUGAAGAGUCAAGUUUUAUACCAUUAAGGGACUUGAAUCUUCCAUAUCACUUGUUUUCAAUGAUUGAUAUAUGUGAUAGCUCAAAAGUUAUAUUUGUAGAAGAGAGAGUUCUAAUUUAUUACAAAUACGACAACAAUCCAGUAAACUGUGUAAAAAUCUUCAAAAGUAUGUUCAGAGUAAAACCUUUUGGAUUUAGGCUGUUACAGUUUAAUUUAUUCAAUCAUACUCUCAGCUAUGGAAAACGAGAUUCAAUAACUCUGUACGAUGGAGACAUUUACAACAUAACAGCGCCUCAAAUUGGAUAUUUGGAAAAUGGAUCACCAGAAGAAAAGAAGUUAUUCAGAACCCAAAGCGCCAGCUUAAGUGUCAAACUGUUUGCCAGUGGUGCUUCAGCUGUACACGGAUUUAUAGCUGAAAUUGUAACGCUACCAAUUUCAGCUAUUGGAUUUAAUCGCGAUGUUCAACACAAUAUAUCGAACACUGAAUUCAUUGAUAACCGUGAUGGGGCUAUAACAUAUCAAUCCGUUGGAGAAGUUAAUCCAUUAGUAGCUAUCUCUAGAAAUGAGAUUACUAAUAAUUGUCUUAAACUUUAUGGUAACUUUACGACAUGCCAAGCAGCUGUGAAAGUUGAUGUGCAGAAUACACAAACUUUAGUUUUCAGAAACAAUUUAGUACGUAACAACGUUGGUGGAUUAUUAGUUAGAGCUGAUUCGCGAAGUUCAGCAACUUCUCUACGUGGAUGGAUUCAUAACAACUUGUUUUUGUCUAACCACGAUCUUCCAUGUCUAAAAGUUGAAGGACGACAAUCAUCACCUUACCAAGAAGUGACAAUCUACCGUAAUUAUUUUACUCGCAACAGAGCAAAUUAUACUGACAUUAUAGUUCUCCGCCAAGUCGUAUCCAAUUUCACGCACAACUAUGUACAUCAAAAUACCGGACUCAGAAUAUUGGAAGUGUCUGGAUUUCAUAAAGUUCGCUUGCCGAUUUACCAAACCACAUCUCAUAAUGGUUUUUACAGAAACUACGCCCUAGACCGCGAUGGCCGUGCCACUGUGGUUGCCGGCACUGCUGGUCAACACUACGUUGACAACAUCUUUUUCAACCCCGAUAACGAUUACGAGAUGAUUACGGUCAACAGAUCCAUCUUUAUCGAUUUUAACCCAAAUUAUAUGAGCGCUCUCGACAUCUGGCGUACGCGUAUAGACGCGAAACACAACUACUGGAGUUACAACGAAAGUCUUGCUGUAGCAGGUCGUAUCAGGGAUCAGUCCGACAAUCCUUUGCUGCUUGAAGUGGAUUAUAGACCGUACUACAUGAAUAAUUUAACAGUGUUGGGAGGAGGCAAGUGUCCACCAGGAUGGGAUCCCAUAGCUGGAACCUGCUAUAUGUACGUGGGUGCUCCCAUGACAUAUGAGGAGGCAAGGCUCUUCUGUUUGUCUGACAACUCCUCCAUGCCAUACGUGACCGGUAACUACGAUGUUCUCUACGAAUUUAUAAAACGCCAGAACCAGUGGUUCCAAUAUGGCGACAGGGUGUGGGUCAACCACAUCGACUAUGUUACUCAGUGCACGUCUUUCGCCUUCUCAAAUGUUGAGAUUACUGAUUGUAAUCAGAAAAACACUUUUAUAUGCGAAAUCGAUCCAAAAAUAACCCUUGAACCAAUGUCAUGGCGUGGAGACACAUUAGCUGUUGCAUUCGUUGGAGUGCUCGUUGCUGCUGUUGUUUUAGUCGGAGCUGCACUUAUCUGCUGGUACUCCAAAUCUAAGCACAGACAUAUUCAAAGAUUGGAACGAAGAAACUCCAUUAGACAAUCGCUUCACUCUGUCCGUUCGAUUGGCAGCAUCAAUGGAGGGUUUCCUGAUACUCCUUACAGGAGAAAAAUUACACAAAUGAGUACUCGCUCAACCGACACUUUAACAAAAGGCUCAGACUACAGGAAGAUGCUCGCAUCCACUGCGUCUAUGGAAUCAAUGGAAAAGAGCCAGUUCAAUUCGUCCAUAGAAGACAACCAGAGCUUUGACAUUUACGAGGCUCACAACCCGAAUAAUGUGAUCCAAUUGAAGCACAGCACAUUCAACAAAAAACCAGCAUCGCCAGAAUAUAGUGUUCCCCAAAACAUAAAGUACGAUUUGGCCUUUAAAAAUGAAGGUUACAGAGAAAAUUCUGGCGCAAGCGCUGCACCAUCUAUGAAUACUAUAGCGACUGAGGAAUUACCAAUCAUACAUCAUCCUGGUGGCUUAUCAUCACCUCAAGAUGAUGAUACGUUGUCACCGACAAGCGACUCGCAAUAUUUCACUUCAGACACUCUGCCCUUGAGAGGUAUCGACAAAUCUGAUGAUCCGAUGUUCUACAAGCAGGAAUUGGAAAGGGAGGGGAAGAUAUUUGGGCCCUAUGGAGCGCCGAAUCAUGGUGGACAGCCGAAGUUGUCAUUUUUGAUGGAGUUGAGGCAGAAGAUGCCGGAGCAACCUCAACCUGGGGCUAUCCCAACGACCACUUUCGGUCAGAGGAAUAUUACGGACGAACCUCAGUAUUACGACGAUCGACUACCAACGCCACUUCAAACGCCUGACUAUCCUUAUGACCCCUCCCCGCACUCUUCCCCAGACCUCUCAUACCCCUCUGACUUCCACUCUCGAUCCCGAUCAGAAGCAUUGUUAGAAACGAAUUUCGACUUUGAGGAUUCACAAAUCAAUCCUCCAAUUUCCGAAGACAGCCGAUCUCACAGUCAACCUUUGGAAACUGCUAUGUAGUGAUUAAUAAAUUAACCAAAAAUGUAUUUUAAUCGUUAUGUUCUAGCUACAGGGUCGAAUAUUGUUUAACAUGUAAGAUAUUACGCCAUUUUGAAAAGUGAAGGUAACUUUUUUGUUCGCUGCUGUGUAAAAAUAUAUUAGUAGGUACUGAACUCCGAAAUAGGAAUGACCGUCUACCAGUGGCCUUAUAAAGUUGUAUAUAAAUAUUUUUUAAAUUUACUGUACCAUUUUUCUAAAUACGGUAAAUGUAUAUUUUAAGUUAUAGACUUAAAUGUAGGUAUAUAUACAUAUAUUACAUUAAACUUGUAAUCACUUUUGUCGUCGACUUUACCAGACUCACAUUAAAUACUUCUAGAUCAUAGAAGUGGCGCUUUUGCAUGCCCUACAGAUUGGUUGAUUUUGAAAGCAGUGUUAUACAUUUCAGAUCAAUUUCUACUAAGAAAACAAUUUUUUAAGAUGUAGAUAGUACUCUACUGUGUUAAACUAGGUUGUAAGUAAUGAAAUAUUAAAACUAAUAAUAAUAUACGUGUAAAGGUGCAUUCAAAUUAGCCGCGAUAAAUCAAACAAAGCAGUUGGUCAAUUAAAAAAGAACAUAUAGACUCAGAACCUCCUUUUUUCAAGUCGGUUAAAAAGCGGACGGGGCGAGACGAUCGCUGUGCAUAUUCACAGGACGAUUUAGAUCUUCAUAUUGCUGCAAAUUUAAAUGCACCCUAUGCUGUGAAAAGACUGAAAACGUCUUACAAAUACUAUACUCUUGCAUUUAUUAUGUACCGAAUAUUAACUAAACAUUAUAUUUUCUAUAACAUAAACUUACACGGCCGAACGUCCUAAAUUAUUAAUCUAUUACUGCAAACUUUGUCUUCUUUUUAUACUUCCACAGUCGAACGUUCUAAUUUAUUAUUCUUAAACUCUCAGCUUUAAACUCAGUCUUUAGUUUUCUUUGAUUUUCGAUAUUAUAAACUUACUUAGCCAUGAUUUUAAAUAAACAGGAGCAGGACGUUAAAAAAACGUUAUGAGUGUGGCAACACUAACGCGUCUGUGGCUGGGAUCUAAUUUUUUUCCGACAAUCAAAAUAAGUUAGCGUUGGAUAGCGGCCAUUAUAGAUAAAGCGUAACAGACGCGUCGAUUUGGCCUGGUAGAGAAUAGAGAGAAUACGAUCUCAUUAUUUGAAAUAGGUUUUUUUUCGAUAAUUUUCUUGUUGAACGAUCUAAAGACGAUAAUAUUAGAUUAAAAUAAAAUAUGCAGCUUUAGAGAGGACUUUAGAUACGUUGAAAUUAUUGUUACCAUAUAAAAUUGCAGUUUUAUUUUGUUUUUACUAGGUAUGUAUAUUCGUAAUGAACGUUUCUUAAUUUGCAAAUGAUCGUACUAGUAACUAGGCUAAUAAGUUUAUUAAAAUUGAUUUAAUAUAUUAAUAUUAAUUGUGACAACUUAUUUUUUAAGUAUAAAAAUUGUUUUAAAAUAUUAUAUGUCCGUCCUUAUGUGUAAUAAAUUAGAUUUAAGUAGGUUUCUAAUAAUUGUGCUUAUGAAAUUUUUACUUUCUUAAAUAUUUUAUUUUAUACUUAAUUUAUGUGGGAUACUUCCCUACUUAUUUACAUUUCUAUAUUUUUCUUAUUUGCAAUCAAAAUAAAUAUAUUGUAUUAUGCAGCUUAUACAACAUCAUUCUAUAAAGCUCUAUUUACCGUUGUAUUGUUUUAUACAGAUCUAAUUUUAACAAUGCUUUAAAUGUAAAACGUACAAAUCUAGAAGAAUUAAAAUGAAAUUAAAACUUAAUAAAAAUUUAAUAUUUUGGUA